Neopelma chrysocephalum (saffron-crested tyrant-manakin) is the source of this 1189-nucleotide messenger RNA. It is a transcript of the gene HBEGF, whose product is annotated as heparin binding EGF like growth factor. Lineage: Eukaryota; Metazoa; Chordata; Aves; Passeriformes; Pipridae. The transcript has 6 exons. The record is from RefSeq and is a predicted model, not a curated record. Gene Ontology annotation, molecular function: heparin binding. Gene Ontology annotation, biological process: positive regulation of mitotic nuclear division; positive regulation of cell population proliferation; epidermal growth factor receptor signaling pathway. The coding region runs from base 62 to 688 and encodes 208 amino acids.
CGGGCACCGGAGCGGGGCCGAGCGGAGCGGGACAGGGGCUGGACGCGUGUGCCCGCGGGUCAUGGACGGGCGGGCGGUGCUGAUCCACGCGCUGCUGGCGGCAGUGUGCUCGGCGGCGGCGGGCGGGCUGCGCCGGAACGAGCUGCACAACGAGGUGCUGCACAAGGGCGGCGGCGGAGGGGGAGCGCCGGUCCCGGCCACGGCCCCGCUGCUCGGCGGCAGCCCGGAGAAGGAGGGCGGCGGAGCGGCCUCGGGGGACGACUUCAGCGAGCUGCCGAGAGUUGCCUUCCUGUCAAAGCCUCAAGGUUUGGUCACUCCCAAGAAGAAAGGGAACGGCAAUAAAAGAAGAAAAGGCAAAGGCCUGGGGAAGAAGAGAGACCCGUGCCUGCGGAAGUACAAGGAUUUCUGUAUUCACGGCGAGUGCAAGUACAUCCGAGAGCUGGGAGCUCCCUCCUGCAUAUGCCAGCCAGGGUAUCACGGAGAGCGCUGCCACGGCCUCUUGCUGCCGGUGGAGCACCCGCCCAGCGCGUACGACCACACCACGGCUCUGGCCGUGGUUGCUGUUGUCCUGUCCUCCCUGUGUCUCGUCAUCAUCGCAGCCCUGCUGAUGCUCAGGUGUCACAAGAGGGGUGGCUACGAUGUAGAAAACGAAGAGAAAAUCAAGCUGGGCAUCACUGUGAAUCACUGAGGAUGCCGGGUGCUGGCGAGGGGUCGGCACUAAUAACGCACUUCUACCUCCUGGAAGAGGCGAGACCAGCGGGGCUGCGGCACGUCGGGGGCUCGCUGGAGCACCAGGACGGCACCCGCGACGGGGCCGCUCGGGCAGCGGCGGCACUGCAGGAGCUUCGUGGCCACCUCCGGGGACGGGGCGGGCUCGGGGGUGAGAGGGACCGGCUGCCCGGCGGCUCUCCGUCCACUGCAGUGCCGAGGAACAAACUGUGAAAGGGAGGAGACACCGGGCUCGGGGCUUCCUUCGCCGCAGGAGGGAGGGGGGGGAGGGUAACAGCUAUUUAACAAGAUAUUUUUCAUUUUAAAUUAUCUAUUUAUUUUAGAUAAACUGUACAUAGUAUUUAUAUUUAUUGUAGGUCUGGCCCUGCAUCCUUCGUGUAGGUUCAAGGUGACAGGGGUCAGACCUCCCUUAUUUUUUAAGUGCAAUGUAAUAUUCUAAUAAAUAACACUUUGUAACAAA